UAGUUGUGGAAAGAUACAGCCUUGCAAUCCUUGUUAAGCAUGUACAUAUAAUAGGGUCGUCCUAAUACUUCAAGUAGAUACAAAAAGCUCUAUUUUUUGCUAUUUCAAACCAGUCAUUUCUACCGUAAGCCUUGAGCUUUAGUCCAUCACAAAGUCAUGAUUACUACGCACUAGUGUGUGUAACAAUGCAAACACGUGUAAGCGGGGGACACGUGUUAGCGAAACAAUUUUUUACCGAUCUCCGAAUUAGUGCAUCAUUUGUAACGAUACAAAGUUGCCUAAAGUUCAUACAAAAUGACACUUAAUAACUUGCACAUAUUUUUCAUGACGUAUCCUCCAACUCUGAAGCAUCGUGUAGAAAAUCGUUUCGGAAUGGCUAACUUCUUACUAUUUAGUUUGCAGGUAACCAAGUGACAAUAAAGAAAUAUAAGCUCAUCCUUAACACCUCUGAAUUGAUACAAGCUGCCAGAUAUUUUUACCUCCGGAUUUUUAUCUUCUUCUAACAAAAUUUGAUAAUUUGAUGGACACGAGUCCCAAAAGUGCUUAUGCAAUUCAACAAAAUGGGGAAAACUUGUUGUUGCACUUUAGAACAGGGAACCGCAAUCAUCGGGACUCUCUGUAUUAUUGAAAGCAUCUUCACCGUUAUCGCGAAUUCUUUUUGGAUCAGUUCCACCAUCAGCAAUGCUGAACAAAUUAAGCUUACUGAACAAUACUACAAUCUGUACAUCGUCCUCGCUUCUAUCGGCAUCGUCUCGGGCGUCGUGAGCUUUAUCCUGGGGUGUCUCCUGGUAUACGGGUCUACCAUUCGUAAUCACCGCUACAUCCUGCCGUGGUUGUGGUGCAGCUAUGUAUCCCUUGUUCUACUCGCUGCCGCUGGGGGCAUGGAGUUGUUCAAUGUGAUAGUUUAUGGAGGGGUUCUUGGUGUCGGAAAUUUUUUCCUUACCGUCAUAAUUAUAAUUAUUCAGACAUAUUUUAUUUCCGUGGUGAGCAGAUUUGUUACAGAGUUGAAGGCAGAACCGGAUAAUUGAACCAUUAGCAAACUGAGUGUAAAUUUUCGUCACAAAUAUAUGUAUGUCAAAGUUUUGACAUUUCUGGGAAAAUUUACAAUUUUUCCAAUUCUAUGUCCAAUAAAACCAAUGAAAAAGCUGUCGGUAUUUACAAGGAUAUUUAUGUACAUAAAUAUGUACAAGGUUAAAACAAUAUUGAUGUAAAUGUAACUAAAUCUAAAGUAAAUUUUAUGUAUCUGGAAUCGAAAAACUAUGUAUAAGAACCAUUUUUUCUGAUUUAUGUAUUUUCUGAUUUAUUUUGUUGUAUUUGUGUAACAUAUUUGUUUACUGUGCCAAGAAAACAUUAUUCACAAGAAUAAAAUUAAUCCUUGAAUAAAUUGCAGACAAAUUAUUUUGAAACGCGUGAUAUAAUAAUGCCUUCGUGGCACAUUUUUAAAAUAUUGCGUGAUAAGGUCGUCCGUGUAUGUAAAUGUGUUUGUUUUGUAAUCGUUGUAAUACUGGUGCUUGUAUUUACAACGUCAGCAAGUUAUAAGCUUCAUAUAUGUAGUUAAGCUACAUACAUAGAUAAAUACAUGCAUGUAGAUACAUAGAUUUAGUUGAAUAUGUGCGUUUACCUGGAGUCCUUAGAAUCGUUUAGCCUG
Messenger RNA from Folsomia candida, 1648 nucleotides. RefSeq lists its product as uncharacterized. The record is from RefSeq and is a predicted model, not a curated record. The transcript has 4 exons. NCBI's taxonomy places the organism in Eukaryota, Metazoa, Arthropoda, Collembola, Entomobryomorpha, Isotomidae. Bases 546 to 1028 code for a protein of 160 amino acids.